AAGUCCUUCCUUAGAUCCUAGAUUCUCGGUCUAUGAGAAAUUGAGGGCCUAAAGCCGUUACAUAGUUCCUCUUAGCCGCUUGGGAGGCUUGGUGUAUCGCUCGGCUAUAUCAGUGCGAAACUUUCCAGUGAGGGAGAGGGGGAAAAUUUAGCUGGGAGUGCAUGACGGGAAUUUCAUCAAUGAAAGGGGCACGACAAUAAGGCACCGCUACAGACGCAAUCAUUCAUAUUCGUUAAUACAAGCAACCAGUCAAUCAUCCCACCACUCGCCAAAUCACUGCCAUUGCUUUCUUAGUACCCGGGAGCCAGUCUUUGUAUCACAUUCGUUACGUUGAAAACCAAAGGCAAAUUAUCUCCAUCGUCCAGCGCUGUGAGACCUAACGACCUAGAAACACGAUUUAACCCACAAAAUGAGUUCAAUUGCCUUGAAAUUAACUUCGUUACUUGUUAAAACCGUGGCUAAACCCAUGGCCAACGCCAUAAAGCGACAAGCCAAAGAACACGAGACAUUUAGAAACAUAUGUAUUAGAAUGGCCCAAACUUUACAUUCUGGUGAAUUAAGAUUGAGAAUGUCCCUUCUUGGAGAAAAGAAAAUCAGAGUGAGACCGUUGAAUGACACUAAGGCCAUUGAACAAGGUGCUAAUUUUAUUUCGGAAUUUUUCAUAUUUAGUGUGGCGGGGUCAUUAAUCUUUUAUGAAAGUUAUAGAAGCAGAAAGAAGGCCAGCGAGGCCCGUGAAUCCUUGGCUGAUGAUAUAUCGGUUUUACAAAGUGAAAUUGAAUACAUCAAGACGAAACUUGGGGAUAUCAAUAUCAAAUUGGAUGAUUACGUCGUUCCGGAUGGUACAAUUAUUCCUGGAAAUAUACCUAGGACAUAACGAGUCGAAGAAACUAAAAGUAAUCAUACAUCCCUUUGCAAAUUCAACAUUUCAAAGGUUGAACUCAAUUCAUUCACUCUUACUUUUGCUUCUUCUUUUCUACUUUUAACAACAAAGCCUUAUUGAUGUGUGUUAAUCAAAUUAUCCAAUUCUUCAUCACCUCUAAUGGCCAAUUGCAAAUGUCUAGGAGUAAUUCUCUUGACUUUCAAAUCCUUAGCAGCAUUACCGGCCAAUUCCAAUACUUCUGCAGUCAAAUAUUCCAACACGGCAGUCAAGUAAAUUGCAGCUUUUGAACCUACUCUAAUCUUAUUUUGAGCAUUCUUCUUCAAGUAUCUCUUGACUCUACCCACUGGGAAUUGUAACCCAGCUCUUGCAGAAUGUGAUGUGGAUGAUCUAGCAAUCUCAGAAGAUUUACCUUUACCACCAUGAACUUUUCCUUUACCAGACAUUUUCGAAUUAAAUUUGUAUGGAUUAU
This is a messenger RNA of Spathaspora passalidarum NRRL Y-27907, 1349 nucleotides long. RefSeq lists its product as uncharacterized. The record is from RefSeq and is a predicted model, not a curated record. Gene Ontology annotation, cellular component: mitochondrion. Gene Ontology annotation, biological process: regulation of lipid metabolic process. The coding region runs from base 410 to 874 and encodes 154 amino acids. NCBI's taxonomy places the organism in Eukaryota, Fungi, Ascomycota, Pichiomycetes, Serinales, Debaryomycetaceae. The transcript has 3 exons.